AGAGCAAGAGGAGCCGGAGGAAAAGAGAAGCCGGACGGUGCCAAGAGAGCUUGCGCAAGCAGGGGUGGAAACCGGGCAAACCAGGCCAGCGACGCCGAAGCGCGUCGCUCAAUAUCGCUUUGGUCGCCAACCGUGCAGUGGGAGCGCAGGAUCCAAUUCCGGAACAACCCUUCUUUGCGAAUUCGACGUUGUUGCCGCCGCAGGGCUCUCCGUCAUACCGGGAGAACCGUUAGCCCUCGAACAGGACGAUGGAGGACAAGAAAGUCGAGCAGUAUUACUCGCCGCCGCCGCAGCUUGGAAAAUGGGAGGGAUUCAGGAUCUUUUUAUGGAAUUCGGAGACCGGCCAGUUUAUGGGGCGUACCGGCGCAAGUUGGGCGAAGAUUUUGCUCUUCUACGUGAUAUUCUACGCAGUCCUUUGCGGAUUCUUCGGAGCAAUGUUGGCCGUGUUCUACCAAACGUUGGAUCCGAACGUUCCUAAAUGGCAACUGGAAGGCUCGCUAAUCGGCACCAAUCCCGGACUUGGUUUUCGGCCGAUGCCACCAGAGAGCAACGUCGACAGCACUUUGAUUUGGUACAAGGCUAGUAACGUGGGAAACUAUGGUUACUGGACCAAGGAACUGGAUGCUUUCCUUGCUCAUUACAGGAAAACUCCGGCGAAACAUGGCGUCGCUGACACGAGGAUGCCUUGCGACUACGACAAACCUCCCCUACCAGGAAAAGUCUGCCUCCCCGACAUCGAGUCGUGGCAUUCCUGCAAUCAAAACAAUAGUUACAAUUAUCAGAAAUCCGCACCAUGCAUUUUCCUCAAGUUGAACAAGAUCUUCGGAUGGAUGCCGCAAAUCUACAACGACACGAGCAAACUUCCGAGCAACAUGCCGGACGAUCUGAAAUCUCACAUCGCGAACGAGCAGUCGCAGAACCGGAAGACGGUCAACACUGUUUGGGUAUCGUGCGAGGGAGAGAGUCCUGCGGAUGUUGAAAACAUCGGGCCGAUACAGUAUAUCCCACAGCGAGGAUUCCCCGGAUAUUAUUUCCCCUUCACCAACACUCCAGGCUACCUGAGCCCGCUGGUUGCCGUGCUGUUCGAGGCACCGAAGCGUGGCGUCCUGAUCAACAUCGAGUGCAAGGCGUGGGCUCAAAACAUUCAUCACGAUAGAUUUGAGCGACGUGGAUCGGUGCACUUCGAGCUGAUGGUGGAUUAAGCUCCGAAUUAAUAAAUAAUCAAAGACCACUGCCAACCGCCGGCAAAAUCCUCGAGCCCUCGAUCACCGGGCAAGCGUUCCGCCGUGUUUACAUUUAUCCACGUGUCAUUUUCUUUCAUAUGCCCGAUAUUCAAUUUUCAUUUUUCAGCCUUAAUGUAUUCCGUGAAAUAUUUUCAAAUUCGCCAAAAAUUAUAAGUAUAAAACGAAAUGAAAAACACGGCAAGAAAUAUGUGCGGACAAAUAUUUAAUUCAUUAUUAUUCGCGGGUUAAAUAUUUUCGAUACUUUCUGUAUCGUUGGAGGUUUUUUUUUGUUUUUUUGCCUUGAAAUGUUACAUCGUCUAUAUCUUACUUUAAAUAGACAAACAGACAUUAGAACGAACCGCCCACGCAGAAACUAAAACAUCAAGUUGAUUUUGACCACAAACGUCAUAGCAAUAUUAAUAAAAAUACCAAUAUUUUCGAUAAGCCUUGUAAGAAAUUCGAUGACCUAGAUUUAGAAUGACAAAAUCUUCCCAAGUUUGGCUGUCGAAAAUUCAGUUUUAGGAAAACUAGUACGAAAUAAAUAAUCAACAGAAAAUUAAUCUUUCGAAUUAUCGUCUAUUCGACGUUAAAUUUACCAAAUUUUUGAAACAAUUUUCCGAGAUAGAGGAAAACCUGCCGUGCUGUGAAUUCAGCCAAGUUUUCUUUGUUGAUUCCGCGGAAUUUUUUGAAAUCUUGCCAGUUUGCAGCUGCGCUACUUAAAAAUACUACCUGCAGAGUGGUUUAGAUUUUGGAAAACCGAUUAUUUUCCAAAUGCUUUCAAAUUUUUUCAGUUCAACGUACUUUUACAAAUACAGAAAGCGGAAAAAAGUUACAAUUUUCUGUCAUCAUUCAAUAUUUUUUCCGUCUAUCCAUAUCUGUGGAAUGUAUCAUCGUAUUUAUAUCUGCAUCUAAUAAAAAUGAUUUUUUCGUCGAAAGACGUUAGACUCCAAAUUUGUUUUCAUCAAGUUUAUAUCUUCUUGCCAAGUUAUAGGUUCUUCGGGCAGUUGUAUAGAUUUGAUGAGAAAAUAUUUCGUAUGUGCUUCGACGAGGAAUCAAUUUACAAGGUUGAUAUGAAUACGAGGAUAAUAUUUAAAAUUUUGUAAAAAACAAAAAAUUUUCAGCAUUUGCAUUUUUUACUGCAAUGUCAAGCUACGUUUAACCAAAAAUAUUACAACAUUUUACAAAGGGUUGAAUUUACAAAUUUUAAAUAAUCCACAGAGUAAGUCAAUUCAAUUGGCGCAAAUUUUGGAAAAGUUCAACGGAGUCGAAAAAAAUUGGCUCAUGAAUUCACAAAAAAAAUUUCACAUACUUUGCUAAUCUCGGAAUCUGGAUUUCCUAGACAUGUCCAUUGUUUACUCAACUUUGUAAUAAAAAUUGGACAUCGAUUCGUGGAUGGAUUAUUGUUAUUAUUAUUGUUAUUAUUAUUGUUCCCUGUGUGGGCGAUUGCAUGUAUUACCCGUGGCAAAAGGUUGAAACUUAAGUAAGCAGCAGACUAAACACACGAUUACUAAUUUAAAGUUAUUCAACACAAAACCGAAAAUCAGCGUGAGCGAAAAUUUUCACUAAUUUUUAUCAACAUUCACAGAAAAAAAACUUGCGGCUCUUACUUAACCUUACCAAAGUGUAAGAGCUACUUAAAUACAUACUUAAAAUUAAAAUACAUUAAAAUUAUAGUCAUCAUUACUGUCGUGUAACGUAUAGAGGAUAAUAAUAAUAAUAUCUAUUUGAGCGUGCGAGGAUCAGAUCGAAUGAAUGUGGAUAGCAUAAAUGGGAAAAGACCGACUAUCAGGUAAAAAGAAUUAUCCAGAGUUUCGCUAUUUACCGAAGCUAAGAUAUUCGGAAGCAGGAGAAAAAAGUUAACGGAACAAGUGAUGAUAUAUUAUAUUAUAUAAUAAUACAGCCUGUUAUUCGAUGAUGAGUAGGUAAAAAAAAAAAAAAAAAAAAAAAAAUGUAAUUUGUUUCAAUGAUAAUAAUAAUAUAAUAAGAAAAAUAAAUAUUAAAUUAUUAUUAUUGUUGUUGUUAUUACUAUUAUUAUUAUUAUUAUUAUUAGUAUUAUUAUUAUUAAUAAUGAUGAAAUAUAUUAUAAUAAUAUAAUUAUAUGAAAAUAAACAAAUUAGACAAAGUCACCUAUAUACUCGUAUUAUAAUACAUUAAUUAUAAUUAUACUAAACGGCAGCGAGAUAUUAUUAUACAACAUAAAAUAAUAAUUAAGUAUGAUAAUUUACAAUAUAAUAAUGCGAUAUUAGAAUAUUGUAAAUUCGAUAUCGUGAUUACUUAGUCGGUAGGUUAAAAAAAUAGGAUCUAAAAACAUAAAUAUAUAUAUAUUUGUAUAUAUAUAUAAUAUACAUAUACAUAUAAAUAUAUAUAUAUAUAUAUUGCAAUUGUUUUGGAAGCUUCGCAGUAUGAUAUAAAAAUUGUGUUAAAAUGUGCAGAUUGCAAAAGAGUCGCAAGCUUGUGCUUGUCGGAUAAUGGUAUAAAUCGAUAAAAAUAAACGUUUAUAUUAUGUCUGCCAUUACUAUGGAAAUGAGUAUAGAGCUAAAUAAAUAUAUGUACGCAUUUGAUAUUAUAUAUAAUAUUGACAUAUAACACAGCACACACACACACACACACACACACACACACAGAGAUAUAAUUGGAGCGCGCGUAAACAAGAACUCGACAAUAUUGAAAAAGUGUGUCUAAUAAUAUGUAAAUUUACACGCACUGCAGGCGCUCAAAAAUGAAAACGCAUAUUGUAUGUAUGUAAACACAACACAUGUAUAUAUUUAUAUUGUUACCGAAUUGCAUUAAAUUAUUAAAUUAUACAUAUAUAUUAUAUAUACAUAUAUAUAUAUAUUACAAUUAUAUUGCUCUUAAUAUCGUUUGCAUAAUGUUUAUUUUUAUCGAUGUUAUACAAAAUUGACUUACAUUACGAAGUUAAUUUAUCUAACCUUGUUUAUUUGUUCAUUUAUUUAUUUAUUUAAUUAUCAAUUCACUUCUUUAUUUAUAUCGUUUAUUCUUCUUUCCGCAAAGUACGAAAUAAUAUAUUACAUAAAUUGCUUUAAUUCUGGCGAUACAAAUAUAAUAUAAUAAUAUACAAAAUUAAUUAGUUAUUUAAUUAAAUGUUGCUGUUAUUACUAAUAUUAUUAUUAUUAUCAUCAUUGUUUUUUUAUUAUUGUUAUUAUUAAUAUUAUUAUGUUAUGUAUAUUUAUCUGUAAUCGAUUAAAUGACAAAUACUGUUAUCAUUUGAAACUGUAUAACGAAACCGUUUCUAAUGUAUACUUUACAAUGUUGUUGGUCGAUGAAGUGAAAUAAAGAUGCCGAAGGGAUGAGGAAAAAGAAAGAAAAUAAUAAUAAUAUUAAUAAGUGAAAUAAUAACUUUAACAAGAUAUAUGAUCACAAUAAUAAUAAGAUAACGAUAACAGUAAUAAUAAUAAUAAUAAUAAUAUUAAGAAUAUACUACUAUUAAAAGUAGUUGUAACUAGAUAAGUAAUAUUAUGACGACAACAACGGUAACAACAACAACAGUAACAACAAAAUAAUAUAAUACUUAAUUUAUAUUAUCAUAUUUAUGAUCACGCUUAGAAUGUAAUCAAUCUUAAUUCGAUUCCAACCAUUCGAAUAAUGAAAUUGACAGAGAUAAAAUAAAAUUUCAUGUCGGAUUUGAACGGAGGAUAAAAAUUAUUUGCGUUAUUCAUUGAAAGAUGUUGAAGAUGUGACGAAUGCCACGAGUAGAUGACGAGGAAUGCUAAAGCUACGUACGGGGGCAUAAGUAAGAAAAGCUGAAAACAGAACACCGUCGUACCUUAGAUGUUUAACAUAUUGACGUUAGCUGCAUGCACUUAGGAUGAUUCGCAUACUUAAAAAACUGUAGCAAUCAAUAUACAACACGUAUCGCAAUAUACGGACAAUAUACGUGUAUAUUGUGUGGAUGUAGAAAUCUAUAAUAGAAGUAUAAUAACAAUAAUUUCAAACGAGUCGUUGAAAUUUACAGGAACUACACAAACACGAACGGAAAUAAUAAUGCCAAUAACAACAACAACAACGACAACAACAAUAACAAUAAUUCUAAUAAUAAGUUUCUUUGGCAUCACCGACGAGAUUCGGGUGAACAAUUAAAUGAUUGUUCCACUGUAUAUAUACAGUUAGAUGUCUUAUAAUUGCUGUAUAAUUGAUUAUGUUUACCUUUAACGCGUUGAUAAUAAUAAUAACAACAACAACAACAACAACAAAAAUAAUAA
Neodiprion virginianus is the source of this 5443-nucleotide messenger RNA. Its product is annotated as sodium/potassium-transporting ATPase subunit beta-2-like. Lineage: Eukaryota; Metazoa; Arthropoda; Insecta; Hymenoptera; Diprionidae. Gene Ontology annotation, molecular function: ATPase activator activity. Gene Ontology annotation, cellular component: sodium:potassium-exchanging ATPase complex. The record is from RefSeq and is a predicted model, not a curated record. The coding region runs from base 249 to 1202 and encodes 317 amino acids. Gene Ontology annotation, biological process: sodium ion export across plasma membrane; intracellular sodium ion homeostasis; intracellular potassium ion homeostasis. The transcript has 5 exons.